This is a messenger RNA of Arabis nemorensis, 465 nucleotides long. The record is from the annotation of a GenBank genome assembly. Lineage: Eukaryota; Viridiplantae; Streptophyta; Magnoliopsida; Brassicales; Brassicaceae.
AUGGAUCAUCUGAGAAUGAAUGGUGCAUACUGGGGAUUGACCACACUGGACUUGCUUGAGAAGCUCGGUUCUGUUUCUGAAGAUGAAGUUGUGUCGUGGGUCAUGACGUGUCAGCAUGAAUCUGGACAGAGUAUGUUCAAUGCUAAUUUGAGUGUAUCAUUCAAAAUGUGUCUAGUUUUCUGUUGUGUGGGUGCUCUUGCUAUCUCGGGGAAUCUCCAUCGUGUCGAUAAGGACUCACUUGGAUGGUGGUUAUGCGAAAGACAAGACGACAAGUCUGGAGGUUUGAAAUUCUUGGACAUGGAUAAUGGAGGCAUUUCAGAUAGCCCCAACGACGCUGUUGAUAUCUUUCACACUUACUUUGGAGUUGCAGGGCUUUCCCUUCUCGAGUAUCCGGGAGUCAAACCAAUUGAUCCUGCCUAUGCAUUGCCUGUCGAUGUCAUCAACCGGAUUCUCUCCACCAACUGA